Messenger RNA from Aspergillus glaucus CBS 516.65, 957 nucleotides. Its product is annotated as putative S-adenosylmethionine-dependent methyltransferase. The transcript has 2 exons. Gene Ontology annotation, biological process: peptidyl-lysine dimethylation; peptidyl-lysine monomethylation. Gene Ontology annotation, molecular function: protein-lysine N-methyltransferase activity. Lineage: Eukaryota; Fungi; Ascomycota; Eurotiomycetes; Eurotiales; Aspergillaceae. Bases 1 to 957 code for a protein of 318 amino acids. The record is from RefSeq and is a predicted model, not a curated record. Gene Ontology annotation, cellular component: cytoplasm.
AUGGCAGACCAACCAACCCAUCUUCCCCCUAGUGAACUGGGAACGAAGGAAUACUGGGAAACCUUCUACGCCCGCACCCUCUCCCACCUCUCCACCAGAAACCAACACCCCUCAGACCCCGAUACCACCACCCAGAAACCCGAAAAUGAAGACUCAGAAAACGACUCAGACUCAGAUUCAGACGCAGACGACGACUCCGACCCCGGCACAUCCUGGUUCUCCGAACACAAUGCCCCCGAAAAGGUCCUCGAUUUCUUGACCGAUGAUGAGUUUCCGCUCGCGCCUGCCAAUACUCUCCCCGCAUUGACGAACACAAGAUGGAAUGGAAAAGUGCUAGACGAUCAACCUAAACUUCUCGAUCUGGGGACUGGGAAUGGGAGUAUGUUAGCACUUCUACGGAAGAAAGGAGGGUAUACGGGGGAAAUGGUCGGGGUUGAUUAUUCGAGGCAGAGCGUUGAGUUGGCGAGGGAGUUGCAGAAGGGUAGGGGGCAUUCUGCCUACCAAGCCGACUCUGAUGAGUCUGAGGAUGAGGAUGAGAAUGACCCUCAACCUGAACCUACAGAGGGAGAGCGUGAGCGAGGCACGCAAAUCCGCUUCGAAGAAUACGACAUCCUCAACCCACCCCCGCAAGAAACACUGGAUUGGUUCCCGCAGACAAACGGGGGCUUCGAUAUUGUUCUUGAUAAGGGUACGUUUGACGCGAUCUCGUUAUCUGAGGAGACCGUUGCCGAGAAGCGUGUUUGCGAGCGGUAUCCUCCUGUUGUGGUGGGAUUAGUGCGCAGAGGCGGGUUUUUGGUUGUCACAAGUUGUAAUUGGACCGAGGAGGAGGUUGUUCGGUGGUUUGUUGAUGGGACGAGGGGGGAGUUGAGCGUCUGGGGUAGGGUUGAGUAUCCACGGUUUAGGUUUGGGGGGAAAGAAGGACAGGGGGUUUGUACGGUUUGUUUUCGGCGUUCUUGA